GCGACGAAACAAAGAAGAUCUCAUAUCUUCAAAAACCUUUGACAAGUUAGGGUUCUUUGGUAUAAACAAAAUGGGAAGAUCACCGUGUUGCGAUCAAGACAAAGGCGUGAAGAAAGGACCGUGGCUGCAAGAAGAAGAUGAUAAGCUCACUGCUUAUAUAAACGAGAACGGUUAUGGGAAUUGGCGUUCGCUUCCUAAGCUCGCUGGACUUAACCGCUGUGGCAAGAGCUGUCGGCUCCGGUGGAUGAAUUAUCUCCGUCCUGAUAUCCGGCGAGGCAAAUUUUCCGAUGAAGAAGAGAGUACUAUCGUUAGACUCCAUGCCCUUCUUGGCAACAAAUGGUCGAAAAUUGCGUGUCAUCUUCCAGGACGAACCGAUAAUGAAAUUAAAAACUAUUGGAACACUCAUAUGAGGAAGAAGUUGAUGCAAAUGGGGAUUGAUCCAAUGACGCACGAGCCAAGAACCAACGAUCUUAGCCCUAUCCUCGACCUUUCUCAAAUGCUAGCCGCGGCAAUCAACAAUGGCCAAUUUGGUAACAAUAACGUCUUCAACAAUAACACUGCUUUGGAAGAUCUUCUUAAACUCCAAUUGAUCCAUAAAAUGCUUCAAAUCAUAACCCCCAAAGCCAUACCAAACAUCAAUAGCUUCAAGACCAGUUCUGUGAAUCCUAAACCGGAACCGGUAGUCAAUAGCUUCAAUACCAAUUCAAUGAAUCCUAAACCGGAUCACCCGGCUGGACAACUGAAUUCAGUUGAUCCACUGGUUUUCAUAAACCAAAGUGGAAUCACUCCUGAGGCCACCUCGGUUCCAUCUUAUGAAAAUGUUUGGGAUGGUUUUGAAGAUAACCAGCUUCCUGGUUUGGUUACGGUUUCUCAAGAGAGUUUGAAUACAGCAAAACCGGAUACCAGUACUACCACCAAGGUAAAUGAUUACACCGGAGCCGGUAUGAUGCCCGGUUAUUAUGGUGAUCAAUUACGUGAAAUCCCAUCUGGUUCGGUAUCGGUCUCUCCUCAGACAACCGGGUUGAACCAUCCCGGUACGUCUCAACACUCAUCCGGUGUAGAUGUCCUAGAGGACUGGGAGAAGUUCCUUGAUGAUGAAACAAGUGAUUCUUGCUGGAAAAGUUUCUUAGAGUAAGAUCUUUUUCCACAUUGAUUUAUAGUAUAUGAUAUUUAAUAUAUAGUAACACAAAGUACUUUCUCAAAUUAAAAUGUUUAUUGACAG
Arabidopsis arenosa is the source of this 1222-nucleotide messenger RNA. The record is from the annotation of a GenBank genome assembly. NCBI's taxonomy places the organism in Eukaryota, Viridiplantae, Streptophyta, Magnoliopsida, Brassicales, Brassicaceae.